AUGCCAACCGCUCCAGUCGAUCAGAAUGGCACUGUACUCUAUUUCGAAGACAGUGGUGCGCCCUCAUCGAGCGAUGACUAUACCACCGUAAUGAUCCUGCACGGUGCUAUAUUUCAUUGUGGGACCUUCAGGCCAGUAUUUCCUUACGCUUCAAGGAACAAUCUGCGUAUCGUUCUCAUCAACUGGCGCGAUUAUCCUGAAUCGACCCCAUACUCUGAUGCUGAACUCGAGAGAAUGCGCGGACCUCUGGACGCUCAGGCCGCAGCGCUGGCCGCUCACGGAGUUGAGUUCCAGAAUUUUAUUGUAUGGUUUGUAAAGACACACCAAACGCCGCCCAUCAAGGCAAAUAAGGACGGAAGCCUUUCAGGCGGGGUUGCCUUUGCCGCAUGGUCUGCGGGAAACUUGCAGUGUAUUGCCCUGCUCGCCCACGCAGACAAGGCUUCGACGAAGACGAGAGCGCUCUUAGACAUACACCUCCGCACCUUGAUAGUGUACUCCCCUAACCACACUGCUAUCGGGGCGCCCGCCCAUCCAAAGCUCUACAGCCCCUUCCGCGACGGCACGCUCAGCCCCGCGCAGAAAGAAGCCGCUUUUCUUCCUUGGAUAUGUGCUUAUUACACGGGAGUCGACCUAGCAUCUGACGGGGCUGCGUCGGAAAAAGCCAUCCUGGCUCGCGAGAAGCUAGAUAUCAAGCCCACCCAUGAACGCAUGACGCCUGAGGAGCUUGCAGGGAUCCUGGACACCAGGGAGAAGCCCCAAACGGCCGUUCCGCUGGAGUUCUUGAAUCCCCUUGCAUUCCAGGACGUCGUGCGUCGUGGGUUGUUCGACUGCGCAAGUGCCGGCGCGCCACAGCCCGUCUGGCCGAGAGUGCGUGUGCGCGUGGUAUGGCCCGCCAUGGACGUGGACGAUGUCCUGUGGACUGCGGAGCUUCUCAGGCGACAAGCAGAAGACGCGAAGAAGUCGGCGAACAUUGGACGAGAAGUAGACGUCGUUCGAAUAGACGACAUGAAUCACUUUGGACAUUGGGACGCACCCGAAAAGUUUGUGGAGUUCCUUGCAAACGUUGUCUGA
This is a messenger RNA of Fibroporia radiculosa, 1071 nucleotides long. RefSeq lists its product as uncharacterized. The record is from RefSeq and is a predicted model, not a curated record. The coding region runs from base 1 to 1071 and encodes 356 amino acids. The transcript is spliced from 4 exons. Lineage: Eukaryota; Fungi; Basidiomycota; Agaricomycetes; Polyporales; Fibroporiaceae.